Messenger RNA from Clunio marinus, 252 nucleotides. NCBI's taxonomy places the organism in Eukaryota, Metazoa, Arthropoda, Insecta, Diptera, Chironomidae. The record is from the annotation of a GenBank genome assembly.
AUGGAAACAACAAAAAUUAUUUUGGUUCUCAUGAGCCUUUCAGCUUUUGUCUCAUGUUGCAUGAAACCUUGUCCAAAAAUUUUGCAACCAAUUUGUGGAAGAAUUGUCGGUUCAACACUUCCAGAUGGCACUCAAAGUUUUGAGAAUUUGUGUUUAAUGGAAAAUUAUAAUUGUGAGAAUCCUUCGAAACAAUACGAAAAGAUUGGUAAUGGCGAAUGUGAUCAAUUAGAUCUUCUCAAACAUGUUAACUGA